AUGUACUUCAAAAAGAAUAUCUUUGCACUGCUAUUACACACAGCCAUACUACAUGUAGCAACGGUUUUACCAUCUCCAGUCACAUUUGAAUUGUUAGAUAGAGAAUGUUUAUACACAUUAACCCCAAGCAUUGACUGCCAGAUAGAUUAUUACUUCGCCGUUCAGCAUGGUGAAGAAGGUGAUUAUGAUAUAAAUUAUGAGAUAUUUGGACCUGAUGGUGUAAAAUUGAUUUCCAGAACUCACGAAAGACAAGGUGAAUGGUUUUUCAAUGCGGAGUUUAAGGGCGAAUAUAAAUUUUGUUUUGAAUCAAGUAAAAAGGGAUUGGGGAAAAUCAUUGAUUUUGAUGUUAGCUAUACAUGUCAGCACAUGAAAGAAACAGAACAAACUAAAUUGAAAAAUAUGGAAAGAAAUAAGCUUUUAAAUAAUUUAGAAAAUGAACAACAAGAGACCAAAUUAUGGGAUAUGUUGGAUGAUAUAGAGCGCCAAUUAAGCCUAUUAGAACGAAAUUUGGAGUAUUACAAGACAAGAACCAAGAGAAACAAUUAUACUGUUCGUUCAACAACAAAAAGAGUUUUUUGGUUUUCCAUUUAUUCUAUUUUCCUGACAAUUGCCAUUGGAAUAGGCCAAAUAUUAAUGUUAAAAUUUUUAUUCAAUAGAUCCAGAAAACAUAGAGUUUGA
Molecule: messenger RNA, 678 nt
Organism: Saccharomycodes ludwigii
Lineage: Eukaryota; Fungi; Ascomycota; Saccharomycetes; Saccharomycodales; Saccharomycodaceae
Gene: ERP3
Product: Erp3p
Exons: 1
Coding region: 1-678 (225 amino acids)
Biological process (GO): endoplasmic reticulum to Golgi vesicle-mediated transport; protein retention in ER lumen; intracellular protein transport
Cellular component (GO): endoplasmic reticulum-Golgi intermediate compartment; Golgi apparatus; COPII-coated ER to Golgi transport vesicle
Source: RefSeq, a predicted model, not a curated record